CUGUAAACGCAUAGUCCUCUGUAGAUCUUUAUAGCUCAUCUUUCAACUUCACCAAUUAAAAAUCACACAGAAGAUAAUUAAUUAAUUAAUUAAAGCCCUAGGAAUCUCUCUCUCACUCUCUCUUUCUUUUGCCUUUCUGUAUCCCUCAAAAAAGGAUAAAGCUAGCUAGAGCCUAAAAAACUACAUACCAGCAUGCAGCUUUGUCUCUCCAGAGCAAGCUUAUGUCAUUUUGCUCAAUUUUCCUAGAAAAAAUCUACAAUUUUCCCCAGAAAACAAGCAAAAGGGUAUAUUUAGUCGAUAUAUAUGGAGAAGCUUACAGAUUUGAUCCACCUCUUCGUGACUGUCUUCCUCGCCGGCUUGGCCACCUUCACGGUGUUUCCGGCCAUAACCGAUGUAACCAUGGUAGCACUUUGCCCUGGUCAAGAUGAGUGCUCACUCGCCAUUUACCUCUCUGGAUUCCAGCAAGCCAUAAUAGGAGUGGGAUCGGUUGUGAUUACUCCACUAAUUGGGAAUCUGUCCGAUCAGUAUGGAAGGAAGGCUAUGCUCACAAUUCCUUUGACUAUCUCUAUCAUUCCUUUAGCUAUAUUGGCAUACAGCAGGGAAACCAAUUUCUUUUACGCGUACUUCGUUUUAAGGACUCUUACUGCUAUGGUCACCGAUGGUGGACUCAACUGUCUCGCUCUUGCUUAUGUGGCAGACAACAUUUCAGAGAGUCGACGGGCAGCAGCAUUUGGAAUUCUAUCUGGCAUAUUCCUAGCCUCCUUUGUCUGUGGAACCUUAGCUGCUCGUUUGCUCUCCACUUCUUUGUCAUUUCAGGUUGCUGCAUUUGUGUCUAUGCUAGCUGCUGUGUACAUGAGAAUUUUUCUGAAGGAUAAAGCACUAGAUGGUGAAAAUUUAACUCGGCCAUUCUUGAAGAGUGGAUCUGAUGACGCUCAUCAAGUUGAUGGUGAUUUACCCAAGAAGCCACCAGUAUUCAAGAAGAUUCUAACAGUUGGUGAUAUUAUUUCCUUGCUGAAGUGUAGUGCAACAUUUUCGCAAGCAGCAGUUGUCACAUUCUUCCAUAGUCUUGCAGAAGGAGGAAUGCAAGCUUCUUCAAUGUACUACUGGAAGGCGCGUUUUCACUUCAACAAAAAUCAAUAUGCUGAUCUACUGCUUCUUGCUGGAGUUGCAGGAGUGGUAUCACAGCUGAUUAUCAUGCCUUUGUUGACACCUUUUAUAUCAGAGGAAAAACUGCUUUCAAUAGGCCUCUUUAUGGGCUUCAUCAAUAUGUUUCUCUACAGCAUAUCAUGGUCAAUUUGGGUUCCAUAUGCAGCUACUGCAUUAGCCGUUUUCAUCGUUUUCGUGCUUCCAUCCUUACGCACCAUUACAUCCAAACAAGUUGGCCCCAAUGAGCAGGGAAAGGCUCAGGGAUGCAUUUCAAGCAUAAGUUCCUGUGCCAACAUCAUUUCCCCCUUAAUUUUCAGUCCUUUGACAGCUUUAUUCCUGUCCGAAGAUGCACCUUUUAAAUUCCCUGGUUUCAGUAUGUUAUGCAUCGGAUUUGCAUUGAUGAUUGCAUUCAUUCAAAGUGUUAUGAUAAAGGCUGCUAGUCCAAUUCCAGUUCACAACAACAACAAUGAUGUCAUGGAGGCCUAGUUCAUCAUUCUGCUCUAUUUGGGAUGUAGAAGAGGAAAAGAUUUUCCGGCCUUCAAUUAUCAUUGAAAGUGAUCAUAGAGCUCCUUGUAUACACAAGGAAGAAACCUGUUAGAAGACCUUGAAGAAAGUCAUCAUUAACUAGGGUAUGUCUGUAUUGUCCACAAUCUAUGCAAGAUCGUUUAUGAUAAUGGGUAGCUAAAAAUGCUAUUUGCUCUGUCAAAGAAUGGACCACAUCCCUAAUUAUUGAUCUUGUCAAAUUGUAAAAAGACAUAUUCAACUUGACACUUGACUCAAAGCUUGCGCAUUGAGUAAUAAGAUCAUAUUUUAUAUUUUA
Hevea brasiliensis (rubber tree) is the source of this 1966-nucleotide messenger RNA. RefSeq lists its product as uncharacterized. Bases 304 to 1632 code for a protein of 442 amino acids. Gene Ontology annotation, molecular function: transmembrane transporter activity. Lineage: Eukaryota; Viridiplantae; Streptophyta; Magnoliopsida; Malpighiales; Euphorbiaceae. Gene Ontology annotation, biological process: transmembrane transport. The record is from RefSeq and is a predicted model, not a curated record. The transcript has 14 exons.